Penicillium crustosum is the source of this 1617-nucleotide messenger RNA. RefSeq lists its product as uncharacterized. The transcript has a single exon. Gene Ontology annotation, molecular function: DNA-binding transcription factor activity, RNA polymerase II-specific. Bases 1 to 1617 code for a protein of 538 amino acids. The record is from RefSeq and is a predicted model, not a curated record. Gene Ontology annotation, biological process: regulation of transcription by RNA polymerase II. NCBI's taxonomy places the organism in Eukaryota, Fungi, Ascomycota, Eurotiomycetes, Eurotiales, Aspergillaceae.
AUGAAUCUGAUGUGCCAAUACCCACGAAGAUCCGACAUUCUAUCACCUGACCGUAAAUCGAAGCAAGCAGAGCUCUUACUACAACAUGGAAUUUCACCCAUAAACUCUGAAGCAAAUAGCUCUGCAAGUUCACAUUGCUCGCCAGCGGUUGUCGGAAGCCCAAUAUCAUCACCGGCGGUUCCUUUCUCGCAAUCAGCGCACAACCUGAUGAGUGACGAUAGACACCUCAACUCGCUCUUGCAGCCACAAACAUCACAGAUUCUGACGCCCACAGAAUCCACGCUGCUCAGUCACUAUCUCGAGCACACUUCCCAAGAUAUGACCGUGGACGACGACGACCGAUACACUUUGCAGGUCGGAAUUCCGAACCUAGCUUUCCGGAACAAGCUCCUCAUGAAAUCUGUCCUCGCAUUCUCGGCAGUAUGUAAAUGCUGCGAUAUCAUCAAUCAGCCGUCAAUAUCAUAUGGAGACCGUGAGCGAGUCCUGGUGCUUCUCUCUAUUGCAGAUCAAUAUCAUAUGGAAUCACUGCGCGAGAUCCAAGCGACACUAGCUGAGACUGAUCAAUACGACCAUAUUCUUGCAAAUGCAGCUAUGAUGGGAAUGUAUGGAUCAAGCAGCCACUGUAUCAGAAUCUGGCUAGCGGAAACAGCAUCCGACAACGACCUAGAAAGGGAGAGGUUUAUGCCAAAAGGUUGCCAAUGGAUUAGUCUCUUCCGCGCCGUGCGCGUGGCCUAUACAGGAUUAUUCAACGACAAAUUUAAAGCAGAGGAUCUCGUUCAAUUUGCCCCAGCCACAUCACCUACUGACCCUAUGGCAAGCUGGGACUUUCAGAUCCGUUGCAAAUGCAAGGUGAAAUCUUGGGGUGAGCGACAAAAGGAGCCUCAGGAUCAUGCUUUGUAUCCUAUUCUAGCUGCUACGGUGGUAUCCGCACUGAAGGGGUUACGAAAAAGGGCCAAAGAAAUCGUCCGAAACGGGAUGGGUGGCUAUCGAGACCGGGAUAUACCAGCCAUCCAUAACGACUCCGAUGUUCAAGCAUGUUUUGCUGCGUUAGAACUAUUUGAAAAUAUUGUAUCCAAAACCUUCCCGGAUAAGGAAUUGAUGUCAAACACGCCAGGCCAUCCUCAUCUCCAUUCCGAAGUCGAUCUUAGUACAGUUGGAAAAGCUUCCAAAGUUUCGCCUUGGAUGCGGAGAUACGCAGCUAAAAUAACUUCGAUAAUCCCGUCGGAGCUUCCGCGAAGGUUCAUUAUGGCAUUUGUUCACAAAGCUCCUACGAGAUAUUUGAGCUUGGUUGAAGACAUGAUGGGUCUCAUGCAAAGCGGAGCACCGUGUGGACAUGGAAUAACUAGGUGCUCCUUGAAUCCCAUAAAUUUGGAGCCUAGUAUACCACACCAGCUAGCUAUGGAUAUAUUUGCCCAUUGGCUUGUUCUGGUUAUGUUACUAGACAAGGUGUGGUGGAUUGGUCGCAUUGGGGCCUGGGAGCUUGGGCAACUUAUAUCCCUUAGGCAAGAUACGCGAUGGUGUAUGUCUCUGUGGAAGAUAGAUGGUGAUUGGUGGCCGGAAAGUAUGUUUGAAAUCAGCAGACAGUUCAAUAAACACCGAGCGAAUGAUGAAGUAUGA